AUGGCUACCACCACUCCCAAGAUAACCAACGGCCUAGCUCUCGGUAUCGGAAGUACUGUCAAUUCCCACCGAGCAGCAUCUAUGGCCACUUCUUCUCUCUCCUACGCCCUUCCCACUUUCCUACUCAAAGGCUGGUUGUCUCGGCGGCGGGCGGUUCGUUUUGACUCACUUGUUGGCGGUCGAUUAACUCGCCACCGUGUCAAUUCUUCGGUGGUUCGAGUUAGAGCCACGGCUGCUUCCGAGGAGCAGCCUAGCUCUUCAGCUCCAGCUGUUGAGAACUUGGUAAUCAUAGGCUCAGGUCCUGCUGGAUACACAGCAGCAAUUUAUGCAGCUCGAGCCAACUUGAAGCCUGUAGUAUUUGAGGGAUAUCAAGUAGGAGGUGUUCCGGGUGGACAAUUGAUGACUACCACUGAAGUGGAGAACUUUCCAGGGUUCCCAGAUGGAAUCACUGGUCCAGACUUGAUGGAUCGGAUGAGACGGCAAGCUGAUCGAUGGGGAGCAGAAUUAUUUCAAGAAGAUGUGGAAUUAAUUGAUGUGAAGGACAGUCCUUUUACUGUGCAGAGUAGUGAACGUAAGGUGAUGUUUCCUUUUAGUGACAUGUUCUUGAAUUAG
Messenger RNA from Ilex paraguariensis (yerba mate), 612 nucleotides. NCBI's taxonomy places the organism in Eukaryota, Viridiplantae, Streptophyta, Magnoliopsida, Aquifoliales, Aquifoliaceae. The record is from the annotation of a GenBank genome assembly.